CACAGUUGCUAACUAGCAAUUAAACCCAUCAAGCUUAGGGCGGACCCCACCUGCUGGUGUUUUGUCUGGCUUUGUGUAGAAUCGGUGUAGCUGCAUUUGGACGAAUGAGGGUACAUCAUCGGCCUUUCGCAUCAAAUGUAAAGUCGUCUUUUAGGCCCCGCCGGCAUCCUGCGGUGGUAUGCGCAUCUAUAGCAUCGUCGUCGAGAACCGGGACAUGCGCUUACACAACUUACCACACGCUGCCUGACGGCAAGAAGCUAGAGCUCCUGGUACAGAAAGCUCCGCAAGAUCCUGCGGCGCCUUCCUCUUCUCCUCGGCCGCCCCUGCUGUUCGUCCAUGGCUCCUACCAUGCGGCCUGGUGCUGGCAGGAAAACUUCAUGCCGUACUUCUCGUCCCGCGGGUACGACACCUACGCAGUCAGCUUCCGAGCCCAGGGAAGCAGCGAUCCCGCUCCCCCCGGGCAGUCCGUUGCCGGCACUCUGGAUGCCCACGCGGCCGACCUAGCCACUCUGGUGCCGCUAGUGCAAUCCAUGUCUGCUACUGACGCUAACGCUAACGCUGCUGCUGCGGACGCUAACGGUGGUAGCGCUGGUGGUGGAAGCGGCAGCGGUAGCAGCGGCCGUGCUCCCGUCCUGGUGGCACAUUCCUUUGGCGGCCUGAUCGCGCAAAAGUACGUCCUGGGCUUGGCCAAGCCCGGUUCCUCCUCAGCAUCUUCCUCCUCCUCCUCGCCGCCUCCCCCCGCUCCUGGCUCCUUCCCGCCUCUCUCCGGUGCCGCCUUCCUGAACAGUGUGCCGCCCACUGGCAACAAGAAGCUGGUGUUGCGGUUCAUGCAGCGGGACUUCUUGUACUCCAUGAGGCUGACCUGGGGCUUCAUGGCACGGACGUUUGGCAAGAGCCGCGAGUCGUGUCGCGAGUUCUUCUUCUCCAAGGACCUCCCCCUUGACAAGUUGGAGAGGUACCGCCAACAACUAGCAGCGGCCAGCGCCGUUCGCCUGCUCGAUCUCAGAGACAUGAACGCGCAGGUGCCGCUGCCGCCGCCGCCCCCGCACGCACCACCAGCCUUUGUGCUAGGUGGCGUGGAGGACGGAGUCGUGGACCCGCCGGCCGUGGAGGAGCUCGCCGCGUAUUAUGGUGUCAAGCCCGUGCUGCUGGAUAACAUGGCGCAUGAUUCCAUGCUGGACACUCGAUGGGAGCGGGCGGCUCAGGAGCUUGAAAACUGGCUGGGAACACUCUGAGAGGUCAACACUCUUGAGGUGUCUGGAGCGCCCGGUGUCGAUGUGGUCUUCGUGGUUGGAAACUCCCACUUGCUUUUUUAAGGGAUGGCCACGUCUGAGGAAUUUACGUUGCUGGUUCAGAGGGGAGUCAUAGCCGAAGAAAUGAUCACCUGCAGCUGAUGGUGCGGGUUCUGGUUCCAAGCAGUUGCAUCGGAGCAACCGGAUUGGCCACCUGGGGAGCGGGAUUGGGUUGCUGUGGGUGGGCAUUGAGGGUGCAUGUAAUGUGUAAUGUGGACCCGCAGCUCUUGGGGAUGUGCGGUGUAGGCGUGCAGCGGUAACCAACCGUGCCAAGCCAGUGGCGUUGCCAUGACGACAUGAUGGCUGUACAAGGGUCGAGCAAAGCAGGAUAGUGUGAACGUUACUGAACCUGCCAAACCAUGAAGACAUCGUACAUCUCGUACAAAGCCCGUUCCCAC
This is a messenger RNA of Astrephomene gubernaculifera, 1690 nucleotides long. Lineage: Eukaryota; Viridiplantae; Chlorophyta; Chlorophyceae; Chlamydomonadales; Astrephomenaceae. The record is from the annotation of a GenBank genome assembly.